This is a messenger RNA of Danio rerio (zebrafish), 1536 nucleotides long. Lineage: Eukaryota; Metazoa; Chordata; Actinopteri; Cypriniformes; Danionidae. The record is from RefSeq and is a predicted model, not a curated record.
CACCCAUAAUCUCCAACCCUUUCUUCUUCUCCCAUCCGCAGGUCCGGAAUGAUCCCCAAACCCAACUGCUCCUCGACCGAUUCCUCAACGCCAAAAUGCAUCCAAGACCUAUUAUGCAACACCAGUGUGGCAUUAAACCUCACCGAGAUGGAGAUUGAAGACUUCUGCCUUGACCAAGACGAGUAUCUGGAGAAAUACCUCGGGCCAAGACGAUCCCCAGUGUUCCUGCCUGUAUGCCUGACCUACCUCCUGAUCUUCCUGGUGGGAGCGGUGGGAAACAUCCUUACCUGCAUUGUCAUUGCUAAAAACAAAGUCAUGCGGACGCCGACCAACUUCUACCUGUUCAGCCUGGCCAUUUCAGAUCUUCUAGUGCUUCUCCUGGGAAUGCCUUUGGAGCUUUAUGAAAUGUGGAGCAACUAUCCGUUCCUUUUAGGCAAGGGCGGUUGUUACUUCAAGACUCUUCUCUUCGAGACUGUUUGCUUUGCGUCGAUCUUGAACGUAACUGCUUUGAGCGUUGAACGCUACAUUGCUGUGAUUCACCCACUCCGAGCCAAAUACGUAGUAACCCGCACUCAUGCAAAGCGCCUGAUAUUGAGCGUCUGGAGCAUUUCCGUGCUUUGCGCCAUUCCCAACACGAUCCUCCACGGUAUAUUUACUCUCCCGCCUCCUAAAGGGAAAGCAGCAGGAGUCAUGCUCGACUCCGCCACAUGCAUGCUCGUGAAACCGCGCUGGAUGUACAACCUGAUCAUCCAAAUCACGACUCUGCUAUUCUUCCUGUUGCCCAUGUUGACCAUCAGCGUUUUGUAUCUGCUCAUCGGCAUGCAGCUGAAGCGGGAGAAGAUGCUGCAGGUCCUGGAGGCCAAAGCCAGUUCGGGCCUGGACAGCUCAUCUAAUGUGCGCAGUCAGCAGCAGAAAACCCGUCGCCAGCAGGUGACCAAGAUGUUGUUUGUUUUGGUGGUGAUGUUCGGCAUCUGCUGGGCUCCGUUUCACACCGACCGCCUGAUGUGGAGCUUCAUGGAUCAGAAGGACAGCGAGCACAUCGAGAUCUUUGAGGUCUACGAGUACGUCCACGUCAUCUCCGGGGUCUUUUUCUACCUGAGCUCGGCCAUAAACCCCGUCCUCUACAAUCUGAUGUCCACCCGCUUCAGGGAGAUGUUCAAAGAGGUGAUGUGCCACCAUAAAUGGCGUCCCGUCCCGAGAAAGCGCUCUCUGAGCAUGACCAGAGUCACCGUUCGCAGCACCGUCAGUGACGUCCCGCCAUGCAACGGCACUGUGACUAUUGAAGGAGACGAUUAUGACGUGGAUGAAGGUCAAGAAAAUAAGACAUGUCCCUAAGGUUGUGUAAAAUGUGUAGGAUUAUAUUUUAGAAGUGGUUAAAUUAAUCCUGGAGCUUUAACACUGAGUAAAUUGGUAAACAGAAGUGUAGUUGUACAUAAUGCCAGCCCGAUCUCACGAGAAAACGUUAGUAUUUUACGUUGGGUCAGUUUAGUGGCUAAUUCGUGCGAGUUCAGUUGUAUGAAAUUGUACGAUUUUAAA